UGGAGGAGGGAGCACACGGCUGUCUGGGCUCUGCUUUUCAGACAGUUGGGAGCAUUUUGGGGAGCAUAUAGCACCUGUUUACAUAGAACUCGCAGAGGAAUCCACAUCUUCACUGUCAUCUGCAAUUAUAUGUGAAACAUCAACAGUCUUCUGUGGCUCAACCAUCCCAGCACAGGAGAGAGGGACCUUUCCUACCAUAUCCUCAGGGUUAGGAAAGAGAAGGACGAAAUUAUACCAAGCUCUGACAAUCAGCCUUUCUUUAGGAGCUGAUAUGGAUCUUUAUGGCUACCUCCGCCGACUGCUGGUCCAGUCUGGAGCCACAGACCAGGGGAACGAGGCUACGGAAGCCACUGGGUUUUGCAGCCCUUCCCUAUCUGAGCCUGCUGCUUCAGACACAGCAGUGCAAGAGACUUCAGUGUCAGCCAGAGAUGGCAACCCACCUGACACAGAGUCUUCUGGUCCAGGAGUCAAUAUGGGGCUUUUGGACCGUCUCUACCAAAGACUUACUCAGACUAUUGGAUGGACACCUUUCCAAACAGACAGGACAAAUCUGGACUCUAGCCAGCCAGGCCCCACUGACUCUUCUGUCCCAGACACAGAGGAGCAGAAGGUGGCCCAAAAACAAGACCUGACGCCACAAACCCUGGCUGCAGGAGCGGGCAGCCACUCCAGCACUUUCUGUGCUGAGCCUCAUGAUCCAGGCACCAAGAGAAAGGCCUAUUCAUCACCCAGGGGACAGCUCACCCCAAUCAGCAAGGAGGAGGAGGAGGAAAGGCCAAGGAAGACCAGAGGCCUUGCUUGCGUGAGGGACAUGGAUGAGGCUGCCCUGAGGAAGGACAUUGGCAUCCUCUUCCCGGCACUCCACUCCAUGGUGUGUCAUCUCCCCAGAGAGCACCUGGAAGAGAGGAGAGAGGCCCUGGACUCUCUCAUCCAUCUGGCUCGCUUGUUCCUGGUGGAGCUGCUUGUGUUCCUGUUCAGGAGGCUGAACAGGGACGAGGAAGAGGAGACCUGUGCCAGUCUCCUCAUUUUGGACCAGAUAGUCCGAUCCAACAUUUCCGAAAUGACACAGCACACAGAGCAGCUGUUCAUAGCCCUGGGGCCAAUCCUGCAGUGCACAAGCAUACGGGUCAGAGAAGCCCUUGCUUAUUUGAUACGCACAAUGGGGGCACAUGGGCUCUUGGAAAAAUCUACAUCAAGACCCUUAAUUGACUUCUUGGUGCAUCAGUGCACCCUGCCCCUCGACAGCACGGAGGCAGCAGACGGGAGGCACACCAUGGAGCUCGAGGUCCGCCACCUCUGCUCCAGCACCCUGCAGUCCCUGGGUGAUUCCCCCAGAAUGGCCAAUGUUUUAUGGCCUGGGCUGCUCCUUCAGCUGAGCCCAGCAGCCCAUGGGCCAGCCCUGCCUCUCCUCCUGCAGACCUCGGUCGGGGUGGUAAAGAGGCUGCAGGAGGAAGGCAGGCUGCCCUUGGCCGGGAAGUGCGGCAAGGCGAACAGAGGGUGUCGGUCAAGCCCCAGGGCCAGUCUACCCCAGGAACUGCUGGCUCGGCUGCUGGUGCUCGGUGCGUCUUCAUGCAUGACGGUGCAGGUCAGAAGGGCAGCCAUGUUCCUCCUCUUCCAGCUGAUGAGCAUGUUCCAGGCCGGCUCGGGCCAAUACUGGAAUAACUACACGACCGAAAUGCUCCUCUACGUGGAAGAUCACAAGACCUGCUUCUGCCAGAGGGAGUGGGAGCAGCAGCUGCUGCAGUUCCUGGAAGACCUUCUCUUCCUCAUCUCGGACCAUACCUGGCUGGGCUGUUUCAUCACCAGUAUCAGGCGCCAGCUGGCCCACAGCGAUAAGCGGCCCAGUGACAAGAGCUUUCUCUACAAGUGCUGGGGCACCGGGCUGAUGUUAUCUCCAGCAGAGAGCAUCAAGCCCCAGCUAUGGCGCCUGCUGGAGCUGGUCAAUUUCAGAGAAGAAGAGGAAAGAGAGGGAUUCGCCCGAGCGCUUGGGCUGUGUGCCAGGCAACACCUCUAUGAGAUUUUUGCCAUCCUGGAGCACUGGGAAGAGGUCGUCAGCAGGGUGCAGCUCCAGCCUUCUGCUGCUGGCUCUCUGGAGGAGCCAGCUUCCAUCGAGCAGCUGAGAAGCCUCCUGCUCCUCACCUAUGGGCACGUGGUCCACUCAGGCCCCACAGACCUCAUCCUAGAGACCAUAGGAUACAACAUCCUGUCUCCCAUGCGGAAACACUAUUUUCUGAGCCCACAUGACCCGCUGGUGAGAUCUGCAUUUGUGAGAAGCCUCGUGCUGGUGGGUGAAGCUGUCACCCAAGUGAGCAGGAUUCCCUUGGUUAGCCAGGACACAUACACCGUGCUGUCCCCCCUGCUGGAGAUCCUCAGAGGCAAGGACCGGACCCGGCUGCAGAGCCCCGACCACAAGUGUGCCCUGCUGGCCAUCUCAUACAUAGGGAAAUUCCAGCCUCACCUGUCUAAGGAGCAGGUGGCUGAGACCAUCAGCACUUGUGUCACCAGCUACAUGGUUCAGCGUCCAGCCCUGGUGAAGCUGAGAGGGACUGAGGUGGCAGAGAGCUCCGCUAUCCGGGCAGAGUCUCUCCAAGAACUGCCCUGGGAGGGCCUGGAUCAUGUGCUGCAGACAUUCCUGGAACAGCACCUGACCCCCACCACUCUACUGCAGCUGUUUCUGCACUUGCAGCCAUGGAUCUGCUCCCCCCGGGCCCAGGAGAGGAGCCGAGCUGUGAAAGCCAGCGCCCGGCUCCUCAUGUUCUAUCGAUUCAAGGCCAUGACCGAGGACCUGAAACCCAUGGUGGAGCAGGGCUACAUGGCCGGGCUGCUGACAAGCCAGGCCUUCGAUGCUCAGAAGACCACCCGAUACUGGGCAUAUCAGGCUCUCUACUGGCUCUUCACGCCUUGCACAGCCGUCGUGUACAGCAAGACAGGGGCGUUGUUGACUGUGCUGAGCAAGACACAGCAGGAUGCCAGCUGCAGAGAGAGCCCUGCCCAUGUUGCUAUGCUCAUCGCGGAACACCUGCAGUCCCGUGACCUCAUGCCCUUCAGCUUCACCCUGCUGGUGGGCCUGCUGGAGAAGGGGGAGUGUGCUGAGCAGCUGGCGGGCGUCAUGGAGGCGGUGCUGAGACAGCAGAAAUCAGAGCUACAGGGCCAAGUGCAGGAUCUCCAAGCCGCUCUUUCCUACACACUGAGCCCACCCCGGGGAGAGCGGCUGAGUGAUGGGACAAGAGACAUCCUCCACCUACUGGCCAGGCAGCACACCAAGACCGCAGUCAACAUCCUCCUGAAGAUGCCCUGGCCUUACAAACACCACAUCAAGGCCAUCUGGAGGUUCCUGGGUGCAGACCCCAUGCUAACCAGGGAGGUACUCCACAUCCUGCUGGACGACAGCCCGGAGAAGGGCUGGGCUAACCCUGGACAGACCCAGGACAGGAGCUGCCCCCAGCCAGCCCGGCUGCCCCCGACGACCAUAUACGGCCUGUGGGAGCUGAUCGGGGCCUUGGGGCAAGGGGACACCCUGGAGGGAUGCGAGGACGACCUGUUCGCCUCUUGCUUCCUUGCCAUCGCCUGCCCCCCGGCACAACACCUCUUAGGAGUCCAGCAGGACCGGCCCAGUGACACCAGUCCACGCAGCAUGGCCGUGCAGGCCCUGGCACGGGUGCUGCGCCUCAGGGGCAGUCAGCCAGCUGUGGAACUAAUGGACCAGGAGCAAGGCUGGCAGCUGCUGGAAGAGGCCCAGCCCGAGGGGUUCACUCUCCUUAGCAGAGCCAUAGUGAGCCACCCAAACCUGGCCCUGAAGAGCAUCCCACAGCUUCUCCUUCCCAGCCUGCAGGCCAGCCAGGAGGGUGAACGCAUGGCCUGCACUGCCCUGUUCGCAGAGUUCCUCGGCAGCCCCCUGCUGAUGGAAAACGAGCCCAAGGCCAUGCGGAAGCAGGUGCUGAAGGCCAUGCUGCAGCAGACGCAGGACAGCAACAUCCACAUUCGUGGCAGAGCCCUGCAUGGCCUCAGGAACGCAGUGACCGCGUUCCCGGACAAGGUCAGGAAGAAGCAAGACCAGAUUCUGGCGAGCUUUGUCCACGGCGUAUGCCAAUCCUGCGACCCCUGCGCCAUUCUGGACGCGACGGAAGGGCUCUGCUGGAUGCUGCGGGACCCCAAGGCGCCUCUGAAGGCGCAUGUUGCCAUUCCGCUGGCCAUGCAGGCGAGAACAUUCUUUGAGGAUGAGAACAGCAGCCUGAGGCGGGCCUCCAUCGAGCUCUUUGGCCAGCUCAGCAAGUUUGUUUCCAAGAGGUCAUCCCGCUUCGGGGCUGAGGUGGAGAAGAGCAUGGGGACGCUGCUGAUCCGCCUACAAGACGGGGACCCCCAGGUGGCCCAGGCGUGCAGGGUGGCAUUGCUGCACUGCGCACCCUUCCUGAGCUACCAGCCCCUGCGCACACUCGUGCGGAGCCAGCUGGCCGAGGGAGCGGCCCCCGCCAUCCCCACCUUCCUGAGCGAAGCCUGCAGGACCCUGCUCCAGGACUGCCCAGGGAGGCUGAGCAAGAAGGCUGCCCUGAGAGCAGCAGCUGCCCAACAGCUGAUCGAUUCUCUGCCACCCAACUGGGAAAAGUCUCCAUGUGUGUCAAAGACAGGAGAGCUUACGGUCCGAAACAUCAAAUUCCUGGAAGCUGAGAGGGAGAAGUUUGAAAGCACCCCUUGGGGAACCUACUCUGAUUACCAGACAAUGGCAGGAUUAACUGCCUCAAGUACCAUGUCACUAAUCCAGCAUGCCAGGGACAUCAUAGCGUGCAAAGGCAAACCCGGUGGUUUACGAGCAGCUGUUUUGCUUGACCUAGAUACAGAAUUCUAGUUUUGCCUGGGAGGGGAAGGAACACGAGAUUCUUUGAAAGCGCUGCAGCUUUAAGCACCAGAGAGGCAAAGGGCUCCUCAGAUUUUCAGCCUUCAGUAAAAUGUGGCAGCCCUUACAGAGACAAGCAAGAAACUGCCUGGAGACACAGAAUGGCUCCCCUGAAGUCACAAACCUUUGCUAACCUGUCACCACCUGCUGGCGAAGGAAGCAGCACACCAUUCACUGCUCCCGGUCUGGCCACACAAACGCGCUUGGCAGCUUCACUGAGUCAAGACAGCACUCGCCAGAUGUUCUGGCUCCCUCAAAAGUACUCUAAUGACCCAGCUUUGCAGGGCAAAGCUGAGGGGUUUUUUUUGUUUCUUUUUUGGGGGUGUGUCCAAAGAAGGGGAGGAGAUGGACGAAUGACUCAGCUGAACCAAAGCCUGUGGGCUGCACUUCCACAGGCGCAUCUUUUUUGGAUUUUUUUUAAAGCUGCAGUUCCAAAGGAAUUUGUUGGGGGAAGUUCUGGGUUAUACAGGCAGUCAGAUGAGAUUCUAAGACCAGAAGGGAUGGUUGUGCUCUAUGACCCUUGCUUGCUGACAUCCCCCAGUUCAGAGUCCAAAAGGGAAGAGUUCAAAGGGAGGCUCAAAGCACUGUUGAAAACCAGUCAGGCUAUCCAGUACCUUAGAGCACCUUCAGACAUUGCCACUAUUUGCAUCUCUUGGAUUCCCCACUCAUUAUGAAUGGACUUACAGUCUGUAUUCAGUGCUCCUUAGCAUGUGGCUUGGGAUACCCAAUGCCAGCUGGCUGAGCUUUUCUGGUAGUUCCACCUGUGUAUUUAUACAACCCAAUUACCUCAUGGGGCUUCCUCACCCAACGGCAAGAGACAGAAAGCAGAGAGGAAAAACUAUUAAACUGUUCCACAAAAUACCGAGCCAUAUAAAGUGCAAUGUUACCACUGAGGCUAAAAAAAUUCAAGGUUCACGUCAGGGUGGCUGCAUGUUUAGUGGCCUAAACACCAUGACUGUGGAUGUGAUAGACCUCAACCUCGAAGCACUGGAUGUAGGCAAAGGGAGUGCUGAAGACAGCUCAAAAUCAACAGAGAAUCAGGCUAAAGACAACUGUUAAUGUGUUAAGGAACCAAAAAGGAUUGAUUUGUUAUUUAACAGCCCUGCUGCUAACAAGACGGAGGGAGAGAGUUGGGGUGUUUUUUUGGACAUUUCCACUGGCUGGUAAAUUGUAUUACCCCAUUUCCCAGACUGACUCAAGGGGUUGGGGGGGGUCAACCCCUUCCCCAGCAGCUUUAGUGGAACUGAAAUUUACAGGGCUGAUUACUUCCGUAUUUGUUCUGAUCUAUAGCAGCUGGGAUGACCUCCCAACUCCAGGGGAAGAAGUGGCUAAUUAUUGUCUCUCCGCCACCACAAAAUGUUGCAACUGCUACAAAAUAAAGGGAGUUUCACACCUCUGAACAGGGACUGGGAAUUGCUUACAAAUUAGUGUCUGGAAUCCAGAGGCGAUACCCUAGCAGAUAAAUUAAAGGGCAAGUCAAACAUUGGUCAUUUGUGAGUGUUCUAAACAGAGAUCAAACUUUCAGGUUUACUAUCUUCUCCCACCAACUCUAAUUCUAUUUUUAUUAAAGGAGUGAUUUCCUCAGAUGCAUCUUCCUCCCUUCCCUCUGGAGAGUGUGUGUCAAAAUCUCAUUGUGUAUGAUCAAGAAGGAAGAAGAAUCUAUACACAAUGAUUAGCCCUGAUAUUUUAAUGGAAAUACUGCUCUACAGUCAAGUUUACAACAUUUGUAUAGAAAUCAUCACAUGGAUAGGUGGCCAAGGAUCAUAUUACAGAAUACAAAAAGCAAUUUAAAGUAAAAAGAAAUCUUUGCUAUUGCACAGGCUGGGAUCAGAGCUUGGAGCUCAGAAGUCAGACGUCGGGAGGGAUGAAAGCUGUAGGUGAAUACCCUGCUGCAGGAGGAGAUCUCCUUGUUUUAUUGGGUUUUUUUCCUAGGUACCUUGAACAACAGGAAUCCCGCCAUGUUAACCCCAUUCCGCUCAAACAACAUGCAGGCACAGAUUCUUGGACAAAACACCCACAAAGCAGCAGCAGCUGUUACUUCCAAGCUGGUAAAGUCUAAAUUAUCCAGACUUCCACUUCCAGAUCAGCUUUAACAUACAUUGAAAAGAAACACCUGAGGGUUGGGUGAGGCGCAGGGGAGUGUGUGUAAAACCUUUGAAAUGGAAGAGGACACAAUAAAACCCCCUUCCUGGAACAGAGUUCAGAAGAGGACUUGGAAAAGCAGCAAAGCUGCAUUCACAGCUCUCCAGCUGAGACAACGGAAGCUGUUCGGGCACAACUGGCAGCAUUGUUUUGUGCAAGGAAAAGAUGCCUCCUCUGAGGAGGAGAGACAGUGCAGUUGGGUCUGUCGUGGCUUACGAAGUCCAUGCCAACUUGUCUGAAAACCAAAAUCUUCCAAUGCUUAAAUAUAUGCCAGCACUAAACUUCUAUGCUUAAAAAAAUAUAUAUCCCAUUUGUGGAUUUCACUAGUGAAAUGCGUCACACAGCCUACCCGCCUUGCCACUCACACACACACACACACACACACACACUCACUCUAAUGAAAUACUGGUUUGGUACUUAGGAUGUUUUCUCCAAUACCGAGAGGGAAAAUACAUAAGCACAAUCAACCCCAGCUAGGUAGCUCAGCAACACGUCCCAAAAGCAAAGGUUCUCUGAGCUGGAAGACCAGGUGGAUAAAAAUUACCCACCCAAAAAAAUAAUUAAAAAAAUUAAAAGUGAAGAUAUAUAAAUAUAUAUUAUAUAACAGGCUGCUUAGAACAUGGUCAUGUUCACCACAAAACACACACAUUGAGGGGAGAAGGCAGAGGCAGAUUGUGAAGCCAAUAAUAAAAUGGUCAAAUGUCCCCUCUCCGCACUGCAAACUGCAUGCUGCGUGGUGCCUUUCAGAACAGGAACAGGGCUGUGGGUGAGCGAGUGUCUUCCUCAAUAAGAACCAAGACGUAUUUUUAUUUACAAAAGAGAGAAAAGUUUCCACACAAAAGCACUACAAUGAUAACUCCCUUUGGUAAAAAGUGUAAUAAAUGGCUCCAUAGGUCUGUUUGUAGGUACUAACUCUCAAGCCACCUAGUACUAUGGUACACAAGAAGCUGGUACAGUUAUGCUAGCACAUCAAGCAAACUUUCUUUAAUAAAAAACAACAAAAAAAUUGACAAUAUGUACAUUUAUUUACAAAAAGGAAGGGGAACAUGUUAAAAUUGUGUUGUUUCUGCUGUGUGUGCGUAUGUGUGUGAAAAGCUGGUGCAUGGCACUAGGAAAGACUAGUAAAGAA
Mauremys reevesii (Reeves's turtle) is the source of this 8162-nucleotide messenger RNA. RefSeq names its product maestro heat-like repeat-containing protein family member 1. NCBI's taxonomy places the organism in Eukaryota, Metazoa, Chordata, Testudines, Geoemydidae. The record is from RefSeq and is a predicted model, not a curated record. Gene Ontology annotation, cellular component: cytoplasm. Bases 272 to 4843 code for a protein of 1523 amino acids. The transcript has 41 exons.